AUGAAAUGGACGGUGAACACCAUCUGGUUUUGGAACCUUGCUUUGGCCGAUGUAACCUGCUGUCUUUUUAUACCAUUGUCCAUUGCUCAGUUCUUCUACGAGGACUGGCUGUAUGGCCCUGCUCUCUGCAAAGUUUUACCUGUCAUCGUCCACCUUACCAUGUUUGCCAGCGUUUUCACCCUGGUGGCCAUUAGUGUUGACCGAUGCCUCUUAGUUGUCCAACCCGUGUGGGCUCAAAAUAAGCGCAACCUUCGAAUGGCGUGGGUCCUAUGCGUGGUUAUUUGGAUGUUGUCCUUCUUGAUGUGUCUACCUGCUGUCCUGCACCGAAAGACCGUCUCAUCUCAUAACAUUACUUAUUGUAAUUAUGAAACUGAUAAUCACCUACACUUCAAUGUUGAUCAUGUGGCUAACAACACUUUUUGGUUUUCUGAUCCUCUCUUAAUUGUUUCCACCAGCUACAUCCUCCUGGCUUCUAAGGUUAAAAAUACCCGACUUUUGAAGGUCGGCAGAAAGACCACCAAGGUAGCUCUUGGCAUUGUAGUUGCAUUUUUUGCCACAUGGGCCCCCUACCACAUAGUAGGUGUGCUCUCGCUAUACUUUCAAGAUCAGUUUUUGGAAAGACUGGACGAUCUAUCAGUGGCCUUGGCCUACUUCAACAGCUGUAUCAACCCUAUAAUCUAUGUCUUCUUGGGGAAAAAUAUGAAGAGCAGGGUGCAACAGUCUAUUCGAAGGAUCAUGCAAAAUGCCCUCAGCGAAGAGGGCUCUAGAAGUACCGAGCGCACCAGGAGCAAACUCACAACAGAAGAUAGCAGGGCUGUCUGA
Staurois parvus is the source of this 822-nucleotide messenger RNA. The record is from the annotation of a GenBank genome assembly. NCBI's taxonomy places the organism in Eukaryota, Metazoa, Chordata, Amphibia, Anura, Ranidae.